Messenger RNA from Fragaria vesca subsp. vesca, 1480 nucleotides. RefSeq names its product myb family transcription factor APL-like. Lineage: Eukaryota; Viridiplantae; Streptophyta; Magnoliopsida; Rosales; Rosaceae. Bases 197 to 1090 code for a protein of 297 amino acids. The transcript has 6 exons. The record is from RefSeq and is a predicted model, not a curated record. Gene Ontology annotation, molecular function: DNA binding; DNA-binding transcription factor activity.
AAAUGGUGCCGUUGACUGGAAUUGCGUUUUGCCUUGUGGAAUGUGGAUGAGUAAAAGAGGGCGUUGGUAAUGGAGUGGGUUUAUGCUUUGCAAAGAGAAACUGGAGAAAAGAGUGCAGAAAUGGACAAAUCUCCGAAAAGCGUCUAGAAAUUAAUCUUGAAGCUCUCUCUCUCACACACACCACCGUCUACAGCAGAUGUUUCCGAGAUUGGUGCAGCCUCCUCCGCUGGAAGGAAUUGAAGACAUGCACAGAGCAGACCCUUGCCUCGUCUUGACUUCCGAUCCCAAACCCCGUCUCCGCUGGACUGCUGACCUUCACGACCGAUUUGUCGAUGCAGUCACUCAGCUUGGUGGCGCCGCUAAAGCUACACCCAAGGCCAUUAUGCGAACAAUGAAUGUCAAGGGGCUCACACUUUUUCAUUUAAAGAGUCAUCUGCAGAAAUACAGGCUAGGUAAGCAAUCGGGAAAGGAUAUGGAUGAGGUAUCCAAGGAUGGAUUGUCAGCUUCAUACCUUCUUGAAAGCCCUGGUACUGGUAAUUCUUCACCAAAUUUGCCUACUUCCGAUAUGAAUGAGGGUUAUGAAGUCAAAGAGGCAUUACGAGUGCAAAUGGAAGUACAAAGUAAACUGCAUGUGCAAGUUGAGGCUGAGAAGCACUUGCAGAUUCGCCAGGAUGCAGAGCGAAGAUAUAUGGCCAUGCUUGAGAGAGCUUGUAAGAUGCUUGCUGAUCAAUUUAUUGGAGGUUCAGUCAUUGAUACUGAUGGCCAUAAAUGUCAAGUAUUGGGGAAUAAGAAUCCAAAAAGUUCCUCCCUCGACCCACUUGGCUUCUACUCGUUACAAUCCACAGAUGUGGCUGGAGUUCACGGUCAGGAAGAAGUGCUAACUAGUUUCCAACCCCAAAGGGCUGAUUGCUCCACUGAAAGCUGCCUCACAUCACAUGAGAGUCCUGGAGGGCUAACUUUGGAAGGAUCUCCAGGUGGUGGGAAAACAAGAAUGCUGAGCUUGGAGUCGGCAACUGCAUCUUUAAUUUGGGGUGAAGCGAAGGUGAGAACCCAAGUUGAGGCUCAUGGAAUGACUAGGUAUGCUAUAUAGGGUCGAAGCAUGUGUUUGAAUGGUUGAUCAUCUCGUGAUCAGAAGCAGAUCCUUUUGUUCACUCUGUGCAUUACAACCUUAAAAAUGUAAAAUUUUCAGUCUCUUCCUGUCCGUCUAGUUGGCAGGAAUUGGAAGUAGUGGCAACUAGGUCUCCAACCCCAAACUGUAAAUUCAACAUACUAGGGGCUUAAGUACCAGAACUAAUUGCUUCUUAUUUUGCAAGUCAUGUGGCUGAAAACUUGAUGCAGUAUCUUCCAUUACGUAUUAUAGUGCAGUCUUGAAAACCAUAGGAUCCUCUCAUAUCAACUUUUGCAUGAAUAUGAUCGUUCAGUAGCGAACUUUCGUAAUUUGCCGAUAAAGUAAUGUUAGCCAUACAGGCCAGCCUAUGUU